AUAUUGUUCAAUUCCUUUGGGAAGACCGGCACUCUCGUCAUGUGGUCAUUUGUAAUCUUGACACAAUUUGCCAUGGGUACAAAUCAAGUAUGUGGACAGUGGUAUGCUGGCACCAGAUACUAUGCUGACUUGGACAUAGAUGAUGACAGCCUCAAGGCAGAUCUUUGCCUUCUCUCGAGACGGUGGUCUCCCGCUGUCCCGGUGGGUAUACUACUCAAGGUUUCUUGGAGGCAAGAGAAUCAAGCCAGGUCCUUUUCGACUAGGUCCUUUGGUCAGUCCUCCUGA
Desarmillaria tabescens is the source of this 285-nucleotide messenger RNA. RefSeq lists its product as uncharacterized. The transcript has 4 exons. Lineage: Eukaryota; Fungi; Basidiomycota; Agaricomycetes; Agaricales; Physalacriaceae. The record is from RefSeq and is a predicted model, not a curated record. The annotation marks the transcript as partial.